AAUGACAUGUAUGGUGUACAACAUUUCAGUAAUUAUUGUUUCUUUUCACCACGUGACCUUUCUUCUUUCUUGCACUUUACAGAACACAAGCACAAGCACACACAUAGUUGCAUGUUGCUGCAAGCAACUCCUUCUUCCUAUGUUAUGUUAAUUACAUAUUAUUGAUGAAAUGUCUGAUCUAUUAUUCUCCAGAACCUUCAACUGUCUCUGGUUUCCAUGCUUCAAUCUUCCUCCUAAAUCACCUUCCCAAAUCCUUGAUCCAUUUUCUCCUUCAAUCCCAUUUCCCAGACGCUUCAUCUUCACUUCCAUCCGCCAUACCCAUGUGCUUUCCAGUUCAACUUCAUCCUCAACCCCAUUUGCUCCUCAACAACCUGAACAAAAUGAUGAUGAUGUUGAUGUUAUCUCUUCAACUCCUUUUGCUUAAUUUGACAGAGCGUUCGGAUGGAAGUUUUGUGUUUACAUUUGGAAAUGCUAGUGAGAUUAAAGAAAUGAUAGCUGAAUUGAACAAAAAGAAACUUGUUCCUGAGAGUGUUGUUGAGGAAGGAAGUGUUAGUGUUUUGCUGAAUGAUGAUGGUGUUGAAAAGUUUAGUAAUGAAGAUGAUAAUAGUAACUUAGGAGGUGAAGAAAUUGAAUCUUCUUCAACUGUAGUAGUUGCUGAUCAAAAUUCUAAGCUUCUCGCGAGUGAAAACGAAAGUAGUGUUGUUCUUGAUAGUUACCCUGAGAGUGAGACUCCUGUGAUCAAUGAUUUGCAAAUAAUUGAUAAACAUUUGAAGUUGGAUUCGGUUGAGGAUGGCGAUGAUGGUCAGCAUGGAAUUUGUAGUGAAGAUGUUGCUGCUGAGCCUAAUGUUGUUUCGAGUGUGUCUAAAGAGAUUGUCGUUUCGACGGUUUCUCCGGAUUCAGAUAUGUUUUCUGAUCAUAGUAGUGGUACUACCGGGGAAGUUGAAGAGAAAGAAGUUGACAAUGGUCGCAGUGUGGAUAAAGCAGCAAAAAACGCGGCAGGUGGUGUUGAUGCUGCUGAUUUAACUGAAUUGGUGCAAGUAUCCACUUUUUUAGAGUCGGAUCAUUCUGUCAACAGAACAACAAACAACCUGAUUGGGAGUGUUGAUGCUGACAUAAGUGAAUUGGAAGCAGUAUCCACUUCUUUAGAGUCUGAGCAUGAUGAUUAUAGUGCAGUGGACAAGGCUGGAAGUGUUGAUGCUGAUAUAACUGAAUUGGUACCACUUUCCACUUCUUCAGAGUCUGAACAAGUUGAUUAUAGUGCAACAGACAAUCUGACUGGCAGUGUUGAUGCCGACAUAACUGAAUCAGUGCCAGUAUCCACUUCUUUAGAGUCUGAGCAAGAUGAUCUGACUGCCAGUAUUGAGGCUGCAAGAAGUGAAUUGGUGUCAGUACCCUUCUCUUUAGAGUCCAAACAAGUUAAUGAUAGUGAAAAAGAUGUUCCGGCUGGCAGUGUCGAUACUGACAAUAGUGAAUUAGUGCCGGUAUCCGCAUCUUUAGAGUCCGAACGAGUUGAUUAUAGUGCAGCAGACGAUCUGGCUGGUGGUGUUGAAGCUGUUGAUAGUGAAUUGGUGCCAAUGUUGACUUCUUUGGAGACCGAACAAGUAACAGACAACCUGACAGGCAGUGUUGAUGCCACAAUAAGUGAAUUGGUGCCAGUAUCCCCUUCCGUAGAGUCCGAACAAGUUGAUUGUAGUGCAGCAGAUGAUCUGGCUGGCGGUGUUGAGGCUGAUGAUAGUGAAUUGGUGCCAGUAUCCCCUUCCGUAGAGUCGGAACAAGUUGAUUAUAGUGCAGCAAACAAUCUGGCUGGCGGUGUUGAUGCUGAUGAUAGUGAAUUGGUGCUAGUAUCCCCUUCCGUAGAGUCCGAAAGAGUUGAUUAUAGUGCGGCAGACGAUCUGGCUGGCAGUGUUGAUGCUGAUGAUAGUGAAUUGGUGUCCGAACAAGUAAUAGACAACCUGACUGGAAGUGUUGAUGCUGAUGAUAGUGAAUUGGUGUCCGAACAAGUAAUAGACAACCUGACUGGAAGUGUUGAUGCCGCAAUAAGUGGAUUGGUGCCAAUAUCCCCUUCUGUAGAGUCCGAACAAGUUGAUUAUAGUGCAGCAGACGAUCUGGCUGGCGGUGUUGAUGCUGAUGAUAGCGAAUUGGUUCCAGUAUCCCUUUCCGUAGAGUCCGAACAAGUUGAUUAUAGUGCAGCAGAUGAUCUGGCUGGCGGUGUUGAUGCUGAUGAUAGUGAAUUGGUGCCAAUGGUGACUUCUUUAGAGUCCGAACAAGUUGAUUAUAGUGCAACAGACAACCUGACUGGCAGUGUCGAUACCACAAUAAGUGAAUUGGUGCCAGAAUCCCCUUCCUUAGAGUCCGAACAAGUUGAUUAUAGUGCAACAGACACUCUGACUGGAAGUGUUGAUUCCACAAUAAAUGAAUUGGUGCCAGUAUCUCCUUCCUUAGAGUCCGAACAAGUUGAUUAUAAUGCAACAGACAAUCUGGCUUGCAGUGUUGAUGAUGCUAACAAUAAUGAAUUGGUGUCAGUAUCUACUACUUUAGAUUCUGAACAAGUUGAUUAUAGUGCAUCUGAUAACCUGACUGGUAGUGUUGAUGACGGCAUAAUAAGUGAGUUUGUGCCAGUACCAACUUCAUUAGACUCGGAACAGUCUGUUAAUAGAGAAACAGACCACCUGACCGAUGGUGGUGAUGCCGAGUUAAGUGAAUCGGUGCCAAUAUCCACUUCUUUAGAGCUUGAACAAGUUGAUUAUAUUGCAACGGACAACCUGACUUCCGGUGUUGAUGCUGAGUUGAGUGAAUCUGUGCCAAUAUCCACUUCUUUAGAGCCUGAACAAGUUGAUUAUAGGGCAACAGAUAGCUUGACUGGUGGUGUUGAUGCUGACUUAAGGGAAUUGCCACCAUCGUCUCCUUCUUUGGGGUCUGAACUUCAUGCUAAUGAUGAUGAAACAAGUAACCUCGUCGUGGAUAACUCAGUUGAUGCAAGUGAAUUGGAAAACUCAGUAUUGUUGUUGGAUGAUUUGGUUCCAUCCUCAGACUUGGAAAAGAAAAUAGAUGUUGGCAAUACUGAAAGAAGUGAUUAUGAAAAUCCAUUACUUAAUACUGUUUCAGAGAUACAUCCAGUUGAGUUGGCUAGUGACGGGGAAAACAUUUCUAAAACCGAGCUUUUACUAGUUUCUGGUGCUGCUUGCUUGCCUCAUCCCUCUGAGGCACUGACAAGUCGAGAAGAUGCUUAUAUUAUUUCUCCCCAACAAAACUGGCUAGUUGUGGCUGAUGGAGUUGGUCAGUGGUCACUCGAAGGGAGUAAUACUGGAGUUUAUAUCAGGGAACUCAUGGGAAACUGUGAAAAUAUUGUGUCAAAUUAUGAAAACAUUUCAACAAUAAAACCUGCAGAAGUUAUUUUCAGAAGUGCUGCUGAAACACAAUCUCCAGGGUCAUCUUCUGUUUUGGUUGCUUACUUUGACGGACAGGCCCUCCAUGCAGCCAAUGUUGGGAACACUGGAUUUAUCAUUAUAAGACAUGGUUCCAUCUUCAAAAUAUCAAAUGCCAUGUUUCACGAAUUCAGUUUUCCGAUACAUAUAGUUAAAGGUGACGACCACUCAGAAAUCAUUGAGGAGUACAAGAUCGAUCUACACGACGGUGAUGGGAUUGUAUUUGGCACAAAUGGCCUUUUUGACAAUCUUUAUGAGCAAGAAAUAGCAUCAACUAUAUCAAGAUCACUACAAGCUAGCUUGAAACCUCAGGAUAUAGCAGAAAUCUUGGCGACAAGGGCACAAGAGGUUGGAAGUUCAAGAUCCACCAGAAGUCCUUUCGGUGAUGCAGCGCAGGCUUUGGGAUAUGUAGGUUAUGCAGGUGGCAAGCUUGAUGAUGUAACUGUUAUAGUGUCAUUAGUUCAAACUACAUAGCUAUUUCUCAUUUAUUUGUCUCAUUUUCUAUCUAUAUUUCACGUGCAAAUACAACCGAACCAGUUGCUUAAAUUUAUCAUGAUAUUGUGAAGAGAUGCAAUUUUUUCCGAUGAA
Messenger RNA from Trifolium pratense (red clover), 4013 nucleotides. Its product is annotated as probable protein phosphatase 2C 62. NCBI's taxonomy places the organism in Eukaryota, Viridiplantae, Streptophyta, Magnoliopsida, Fabales, Fabaceae. The transcript is spliced from 10 exons. The record is from RefSeq and is a predicted model, not a curated record. The coding region runs from base 165 to 3899 and encodes 1244 amino acids.